GAAUUUGAGAAUAUUCUAGAAUGGCCAUGUCACUUUUCGGAUUGGGCCUUUGAUAGAUGACUAGGUACGAGUAGUUCUAGUCAGAUGUUUCCACCGUUCAAUGUCCUAAGACAGCAUAGUUUUCCGUUAUAAAUCAUUGCACUCUCUUCAAUAAUCAUUCCUCGCAAUGCCCGCUACACAUCCCGGUUACCAUUGUCUCCAACUGUAUGCCUCGCAUACAUCUCAUCGCUCCCUUAAGCCAGCCGUCAGGAGUCCCAAAGAAACUAUGAUGUGUAGAAACGAGCACUCCGAAGAUUCAAAUCCUCCUCAUAUAAAACGCGAAAACACAGAUACAAUCCGCAAUCGUCUCCAAACCCUCGCUAUCCCCUCCUAUCUAGCAGAAGAUGUUACAGCGGAAGAUUCGGAUACGUCAGAUCAUGGGGAAGAAUCAGAGCUUGUCAUAAAAUGGGGUAAGGACAUGGCCAAAAUCUGCGAGGUCAAUCAUCGUGGGCUCUAUUUGCUUCUCAUGUCAUUUUAUCAUCAAAUCGAUCACAACCGUCGGCUCCUAAAACUAUCCGAUGAUUGUACCGUCUCUGAUGUUCAGGAAUUGCAGCCUUUUCUCCGAGGCCUUCCCAAGUGCGGGGCGUUAACAUCUAAAGCUAUGGUAUCAUAUCUUGAACAAAAUCAUCCUGAGCCAGUUUUUCGAUUGGUUAAGUGGAUGCAGAUGACGUUCGGGCACAGUUACUUUCCUCCACCCGAAUUUUUAAAAGUCUCUGGCUUUUCAGACAAUAUAUGGCAAUUUACCGUCCUUUAUCCACCAGCACGAAUCCGAGAUCGGUUUAAUGCGGCUGUCAUUCGAAACAACGGACAGACGUCAGUACGAUGGCACGGCACUGCAAUCAACACACUUCACUCUAUCCUUCAAAAUGGUUUUCUUACCGACAGAAUCUGGACUGCUGGAAAACCAGCAGUGUCAUGGCGAUAUGCUUUCAAACAGGGGGCUCGCGACGCACUUGCAGCUGUCCGCCAUCCAUUAUAUGACUACGGCAUAUUACUAGGUCUGGAAGUAGCCGACCAGCCAGUUUCUAGAAUUGUUACUUAUCCACUAGCCGAUUCCGACAAAUUGAUCGUGAGGUAUGUAUUCGUAUUACCUCCAAAUACGCUAAAGCCUCAGGCUGCAGCCUCGAGACAUAUAGCGUUAUCGAUGGAGGCGGCAUUCAGGGAAUGGCCUAGUGAGGUGAAGCAUUGGGACAUGAGGAGUUAGAUUUGUAGGGUCAGAAGAUUACUUAACAGUUCUCAUACCUCUUCAUUACCAUCCGCGCACUUUGGAUAGGGGGAAGUUCUCAUUAUUUUGUGGUUUAGCUAUCAGGGUAAACAGUUACAUUUAUCCCAACUUACACACAAAUUCUGGGGUCGUUUGAAUCUUUGCAGUAUCAUGUCAGUCCAGAUUAAUUUCCAUCUAAGUACUUGGACAUUGGUUUCA
This is a messenger RNA of Botrytis cinerea B05.10, 1462 nucleotides long. RefSeq lists its product as hypothetical. Lineage: Eukaryota; Fungi; Ascomycota; Leotiomycetes; Helotiales; Sclerotiniaceae. Bases 167 to 1243 code for a protein of 358 amino acids. The transcript has a single exon. The record is from RefSeq and is a predicted model, not a curated record.